This is a messenger RNA of Uloborus diversus, 691 nucleotides long. RefSeq lists its product as uncharacterized. The transcript has 3 exons. NCBI's taxonomy places the organism in Eukaryota, Metazoa, Arthropoda, Arachnida, Araneae, Uloboridae. The record is from RefSeq and is a predicted model, not a curated record. The coding region runs from base 88 to 564 and encodes 158 amino acids.
UAUAAAAGCGGAUGCACCCAUCAGUAGAGUAGUUUUUUGGAGAACGAGUUGGAACUUCAACGACAUCAGUAGAAGAUAAUCUUAGCCAUGAAGGUUUGUGUGCUUUUUGCUGUGAUUUUAUCCGUAGCUCAAGCUGCUACUCAAGUAUUCACCAAUACGCCUCUGUCACACUUCCAAAGAUACAACCCAGUUUCUUCCGGCCAGAGAUAUCCUGGCUACUUCUCAGGUAGAUAUGGACUGACUGGAAGGCCAGAAUACUUGGAAACUGUACAUCAAGAAUCAGGAAAUUACUAUGGAGGACAACGAGAUGGGAGGUUCGUCAGCCGAGAUGGACGGGACAACUUGAGAGGAUAUGACUAUUCUGAACGCCCAAGCAGAGGUUUUUCCGCAAGACCCUUCAACCAACAAUAUAAUCCUCAGGGGUCAUCUCGUUAUUAUGGGGCUGAUGGUUACAGAUAUCCUCAACAGCAAAUUUCUUUCAACUCCCCUUUGGCGAACACCAGAAGCUACAAUCCCCGUUUUGAUGCUAGCGGAAUUAGACAAAAUGAAUUCAGUCAUUAUUAAAAAGCAAAUUUAUUGUUUCGAUAAUUUGAGAUCAUGCUCGGUACUGGUCAGGCAUAUAAGCGUAGUUUUGGUUUCGGUGUAAUUUAAUGGAUUUCUAAUGAAUAUUAAAGAGUUUUGCACAUGAUAA